UGUAAUUGCUUUCUCUUCGCAUGGAUGAAUUACCAGAGAUAAUAAAUCGAUAAUGUAUGUUUUGCAUAAUAUGUUCAGGUGCUAUAGUUUGCACACAGUUUGUCUUUUUGUAUAUUUUGUUUUUUAAGGGCAAAUGUAUCAAUUUUUGUUGAUAGCUUGUUGUGCAGUUCCUGUGGCGGUAUGUGCGUCCUUUAGUAAUGUAACGUUACAUAAGGAUGAGUCUCAUAUACCUAAACAAACUGCUAUUUCAAAAAAAUUGAAAGAUCAGGAAGGAAUUACAUACUCGAAUUCAACGAAAAAUUCUAAGCAAGAUAAGACAGUGUCUCUACCAAAACCAUACGAAACUAAUAAAUCUGUUAAAAGUUUUCCCGAAAAACAUUCAGGGAAAGGAAAGAACGUUUUAAUUGCAGAAAAUGCACAGUCAUUAAAUAAUACUCAAAAACCACCUCACAUUCUGUUUAAAAUUCAUCAUACUCUUACGAGAUCCAAAGAUGCAGUAUGGGCGACCAUGACGUUAACAUUUAUGUGUGUGAUACUUUUUCUGGCCGUUGCACAGUCCCGUAUGUGGAAAAAUUAUCGUGGAUCAGAAAUGCCUGGUGUAACUUUGCCAAAGUUUGAUGAGAGAGUACCUUUCAGAGAGGUAAUGGAACACAAAACGAGGUCUUUGAAAGAAUUUUUUCAAAAACGAAAAGAAAAAAGGAAAACAGAAUUGGAAUGCCUCUUACCACCUAGCGAAUGGGAUUAAGAAAAAACAUUCCAGUACCAUGGCAGAAAUUUUUAUAUUUUAUAGUUGUCACUUAUGUGGUGCAUUUUAAUAUUCCCAUUAUAUGGGAUAAUAGAGCUUAUUUUUUUAUUAUUUUUGUUGUCACACUUAAGAAUUUUAGAAGACUUGUGUGGACAUUAUACAGUCAAAAGUCUUUAAUCCAGACUCGUCGGGACUUUGGCGAUUCCGGAUUAUCGGUUUUUUCUGGAUUAUAGAUCAUCAGUUUAAAUCUGGUAAGAUGGCAUGCAGAAAUUAU
Molecule: messenger RNA, 1019 nt
Organism: Stegodyphus dumicola
Lineage: Eukaryota; Metazoa; Arthropoda; Arachnida; Araneae; Eresidae
Product: alpha-ketoglutarate-dependent dioxygenase alkB homolog 4
Biological process (GO): demethylation
Molecular function (GO): oxidoreductase activity; demethylase activity
Source: RefSeq, a predicted model, not a curated record